AUGACAUCAAGCGAAGAUGUGAUCACUCUCAACGUGGGCGGCACAGUGUACACUACAACUCGGAGCACUUUGAGCAAGGAAGCCGAUACAUUGCUCGCCAAUAUCGCUUCUGGAUCACUGUCUGAUGACGAACAGAUCAGUGUGGUGACUAUGCCGGACGGUUCUCUGUUCCUCGACCGCGAUGGACCUCUUUUCGCUUACAUUUUGCACUUUUUGCGCACCGAUAAGCUCUCAUUGCCGGAGCAAUUUCGCGAGGUCGCUCGUCUGAAAGACGAAGCCGAUUUUUAUCGUCUUGAAAAACUUUCGACGCUCCUGGCGGCUAGUUCGACUAUUUCUCGUCCACGAACCGCUAAUGGAUACACAACGUCUGGAGCUGAGACGGGUGUGUUUGUUUUUUUUUUCUAAAGUUGGGAGCAAUGACAGAAACUUGGAUGCCCGUAGACAUUUUUUUCAAAUCAGAACUAUUCUUCAAUAUCAUCCUAUCCGAUCCGAAAAUACGAAAAUACGAUCACUAGACAUAUUAGUCACCCGAUACAAUACAAAAACUCGUUGCCCAUUUGUAUGAUUCUGUCCAAUUUUCAGGUGGAUACAUAACCCUCGGCUACCGCGGGACAUUUGCAUUCGGAAGGGAUGGCCAGGCCGACGUGAAGUUCCGUAAGCUGCAUCGCAUUCUGGUGUGCGGACGGGCGACGCUGUGCCGUGAGGUGUUCGCUGACACACUCAAUGAGAGUCGUGACCCGGGUGGCCCAGAUGACGGCGAGCGAUACACGUCUCGUCUCUACUUAAAGCAUCAGUGUCUCGAGCGGGUGAGUCCAAUCAAUCGUAUGGUUGGGAAAGGGGGCUCCAGAUGACGACGGGAUGGAAUAAAUAAAUAUUGCCUCGCUUCUUACGCAUUCGUUUUCUUUUUUGAAGGCUUGCGAUUUGAUGGCCGAGAAGGGCUUUAAACUCGUGGCCACAUGCUGUUCCGGAGCGAAUGGACUCGCCGCCACGAAUCAUCGAUCCUCGCGAGCAAUAUGGGCAACAUUAAUCAGACGGUGAGUGCCUACACUCGAGCACUCGACAAGAUUGGGAAACGAAAAGGAGCAAGUACUAAGAGGUGAAUUGCAGGAGCUCAUGA
Messenger RNA from Caenorhabditis sp. 36 PRJEB53466, 1117 nucleotides. NCBI's taxonomy places the organism in Eukaryota, Metazoa, Nematoda, Chromadorea, Rhabditida, Rhabditidae. The record is from the annotation of a GenBank genome assembly.